This is a messenger RNA of Haliotis rufescens (red abalone), 3116 nucleotides long. RefSeq names its product cytochrome P450 3A9-like. NCBI's taxonomy places the organism in Eukaryota, Metazoa, Mollusca, Gastropoda, Lepetellida, Haliotidae. The record is from RefSeq and is a predicted model, not a curated record. The transcript is spliced from 12 exons. The coding region runs from base 87 to 1589 and encodes 500 amino acids. Gene Ontology annotation, molecular function: steroid hydroxylase activity; heme binding; oxidoreductase activity, acting on paired donors, with incorporation or reduction of molecular oxygen.
GGCACAUCGAAUGACAGCCUUCUGAGUGACAGUGCAAUCGACUCGAUAUCACCUUGCCGAGCAAUAUAUAUACAACUUACACCGCUAUGGUAACCUUCGUUCUACUCGUCUGCGCUCUGUUUAUGCUAUACCGGUAUCUGAAGCAGUGCCAUUCUGUCUUUGAAAGGCUUGGCAUCCCAGGACCCAGACCGUCUCUUCUUUUUGGUAACGUGGCCGAGUUUAAAUCCAAGUUUCCACUUGACGUGUUUAAAGACUGGAGCAGACAGUAUGGAAAAGUCUUUGGUUUCUACGAGGGCCUACACCCAAGUAUUGUCAUCUCUGAUCCAUGGCUGACACAACAGAUUCUGGUCAGAAGAUUCGCCUGCUUCAGCGAAAGGCCGCCGUGCACCCCUUUCCUAAACUCCUUGGAUGACAUGAGCAUUCUAAACGCUAAUGGCGAACUGUGGAAACGACAGAGAAUGGUGGUUGCCAAGGCGUUCAAUGCCAAAUCUGUGAAGGAGAUUGUCCCCGGCGUAACCCGGACAUCAAGGAAACUACUACAACGACUUGAAGCUGGAGUUCAAGAUGGCGUGGAAAGUUUGGACAUCGCCGAUCUAACGGAGCGAUACACCCUCGACGCUUUCGCCAACGCAGCGUUUGACUACAACUGUGACAGCCUCAAUAACGACCAGGAGCUUCUCUAUAGAUUCAUGCUGGCAUUCAACAAAUCAGGAGCCGCCGAGAACCCACUCGCGGGCUUUGCACGGUUGUUCCCGUCACUCACGUCGUUUCUGCAGUUGUUUGACACGGAACAUCGUCAGCUCCACGCACUGCACUUAAAGAAUAUGGGAAAACUCAUAGAGAAAGAAAAACAAAAGAUGGAGGACUGCCCGGAAGACAAAUCAACCAAUCUCCUACGUCGUCUCAUAGAAGGGUACUCACUUUCUAUUGACGAAGAUAACAACGAGGUAAAGCGCCACCUAUCGGACGAAGAAGUCCUUAGUCAGUCUACCAGCCUUGUUGGGGGCGGCCUUGGUCCUACAAAUUCCAUUCUGUCGUUUGCUCUCUACCUCCUGGCUACCAACACAGACGCUCAGAGCAAGUUGGUCGAGGAAAUAGAUGAAAGACUUUCACAAAAUGAGUCAAUCGACUACGAGACGCUUUCGCAGAUGGAAUAUCUGGAUAUGGUCAUAGAGGAAACCAGUCGAGUGUUCCCCGUGAUUCCUGGCGUUGCACGGACAUGCAAUGAAGACUGUGAAAUCGACGGGAUUCCUUUCCGGAAAGGGAUGAAAGUCAGAGUGAUGGCGAUGAGCAUGUACACUGAUGAGACGCUAUUCCCCGAACCAGACAGAUUUAUCCCAGAAAGAUUCAGCAAGGAGAACAAGGAGAAGAGACCUUACUACAGUUAUCUCCCCUACGGUCACGGGCCUCGCAUGUGCGUAGGCUUCAAGUUCGGCCUCGUUCUAAUAAAAGUUGCACUUGUCCAGAUACUACGUCAUUAUAUCCUCACAUCAUCAUCCAAAACACAGGUUCCAUUGCAAACAGCCCUGAGGCCAUUCUUAACCCCUCGCGGACCUGUCCACAUUGGUCUAGUGAGGCGAAACACGUAAAUGAACUAUGCGAUGUCAAUCGAGGCCUUAGUUUUAUUGCAAAUCUUACGCCAGGUCGCCAAAAUCUGUGAUAUGUGAUACUUUCACCUCUGACGUCAUAACCAAGAUGUGACGUCAUCAUUGUCUGUGCGAGAUAUCGACGUUUAGCGCUGCAGCAAUUGCGCUUGGAAAAAUGAUCUGAACAGUUGGAUGGGAUGCAUGUGACGUCACCAUGACGUGGUGGCGUGACGAACACAGUGACGUGAUGGCGUGACGAACACCGUGACGUGGUGGCGUGACCAGUUCGACGUCGUGUUGCCGUGAUCAGAGCGAUAGUAAAGACUCUAUCCAUGGCAAACUCAACAGGAUUUUAUGUAAUAUCAGCUGUGUCAUGUGAUCGCCACAGAUACCACGUGAUCAUCACAAAGAGAUUUUCAGCCAUUUCCACGUGUGUUCAUUGUACAUAAUGAAAAGCAAAAUUCAAAUCGGGUUCCAGUACACACAGUAUUCUUUUGUUGUAUGAUUAACGAAAUCCAUUCGUCACCGUUGAUAGAUAAAUUUAUCAUUUAUAAAAAAAUAUUUAUGUUUAUGUGAUUUGAUUUAAACAUAUUUAUUCACAAGGAGUGAACGGGAUUGGAGGACACCUUUUUCAUACUUAGAUUGCCCUCUCCCUGGUAUUUACAAAAUUUCACAUUUUCAAAAUCAAUAUAUAUGCAUACAUCACUAUAGAGGAGACAUAAAAUGGAGAGAGAGAGAGAGAGAGAGAGAGAGAGAGAGAGAGAGAGAGAGAGAGAGUUUGAAGGGGAGACAUGCAUUGUUGAAUGAACAGUUCUUUACACAAAUCUUUUAGUUGUACAAUUAUAAUGUUGUACUGCCUUAAAUAUAGCUUCAUUUUCUGUAACAACGUGAUCUGCAUUGCCGUAUAUCAGUAAGUGUACAUCAACAGGUAUGUUAUGAUCAAUAUUUUAAAGGCUGUUAAACAUAAUUUCACGCUGUUGACUAAACAAUGUACAUUCCAUGAGAUAAUGAUAUGCAUUUUCACCUGUAUUUGAACAUGUACAGUUCGGGUGAUGUUUUAUACCAAUUCUAUAUAAAUCAUAAUUCAACUGACGUGUAUCUCAGUUUUGUGUGUAAGAUAUUAUAUUUUCUAUUUCCAUAUGCUAAGGUAACGUGGGGUGGUGCUUUUGUAAAGAAUUUGUAAAACAAGAAAUCGUAGAAGUUCGAUCUGAUAUCGGAAUAGAGUUCCACAAUCGGAUAGUCAAUGGGUGAAAGGAUUCACGCGAAUGUCUUAGUCUUGUGAGAGCAACACUGAUGUUUUCUGAGACUGUAUGAGUUUUUUUGUAGCAACGGAAGGGGCCAUAUUAUGAUUAAUUUUGAAGAAAAGACAAAGUUUACGUUUCUUUUUACGCUCAACUAAGGGUUCCCAAUCGGUUUCGUUAUAUAAUGAAUGCCUGGGGGCAUAUUUAGGUAGACCAGUUACAAUGCGUGCAGCUUCUAAUUGUAAUUGUUCUAAUUUCUCACUUUGUCCUUCGGUGCAACCAUCCCAAA